ACGUAUAAAUAUCAAGACCAUGCUACUUCUACAGUUAUUAUAAAAUAUGAAGUUACUAGUGGUGUUACUUGUGGUGUGUGCAUUGACAAUAUGUCUUUGCGAAAGUGCUGUUCUCUACUCAGAUCCGAAAAUUAGAGACAAACGUGGUAUUAAACUUAAAAACAAAAAGACGCCCAUCCAAAGCUACGGUGGACAAGGUGGUCGCGGGAACGGCGGCUGCGGUUGUCAUGGAAACAACGGUGGUCACAUCAAUGGUGGUGGUUACGGCAGCGGCGGUGGUUACGGCGGAGGCGGUGGUUACGGCGGAGGCGGUGGUUCCGGAGGAGGUGGCGGUUACGGAGGAGGCAGUGGAUAUGGAUAUGGAAGCGGGGGUGGAUAUGGAAAGAAAUAAUGAACAAGACGGCGUUGAAGUUCGUUCCUUCAUGAAAAUUAUUGAACAUAGGUUAUUGAAUAUUAGCUGAUUUCUGAAAAUAUCAUAAAUAAUAUAAAAUGUACAACAUGUGUUUCUUUUGCAAGCAAGCAAGACAAACUACCUCGUAGAACACAAUACAUUUCAAUAACAGAUUCUAAGGUCAGAUGGCAGUUUGUACGAACCGUGACAAUAAUCGACUAUUCAGUCAUAAUAAAUCAAACGAAGCGACCGUAUUUAUUCGUAAAAUUUUGUAUAUGGGCAAAGACGCUUUCGUGUAAUCUCUAUUUACAGAUCGCGAUAUCAAUGGUUUUUAAGGCUACGUCCAAAACUUAGAUGACAGAGGCUUCGCUCAACGUAUAAAUAUUGCAAUUCAGCGAGGAAAUGCUGCGAGCAUCUUGUGCACUAUGCCCUCUUUAGACUUAGAUUUUUAGUUUUCUUUAUAAU
This is a messenger RNA of Leguminivora glycinivorella, 856 nucleotides long. RefSeq names its product glycine-rich cell wall structural protein-like. The transcript has 2 exons. The coding region runs from base 47 to 391 and encodes 114 amino acids. NCBI's taxonomy places the organism in Eukaryota, Metazoa, Arthropoda, Insecta, Lepidoptera, Tortricidae. The record is from RefSeq and is a predicted model, not a curated record.